AUGUUCCCCAAGUCAACCCUCCUUGCCUUCGCCUUCGCGGCAGCUACUUCUGCCCAGCAGAUUGGUACCUCGACUGCCGAGACCCAUCCUACCCUCACCUGGUCCCAGUGCACGUCCUCGGGCUGCACGACCGAGAGCUCUGGUAGCGUUGUCCUUGACGCUAACUGGCGCUGGCUGCACACCGUCGGCGGCUACACCAACUGCUACACCGGCAACGAAUGGGACACCACCAUCUGCACGUCCGCCGAAGUCUGCGCGGAGCAGUGCGCGCUUGACGGCGCGGACUACGAGGGCACCUACGGCAUCACCACGUCCGGUGACGCGCUCACCCUCAAGUUCGUCACCCAGUCGUCGCAGAAGAACGUCGGCUCGCGUGUGUACCUCAUGGCAGACGACACGCACUACCAGAUGUUCAACCCCCUCAACCAGGAGUUCUCCUUCACCGUCGACGUCAGCCAGCUCCCGUGUGGCCUCAACGGCGCGCUCUACUUUUCGCAGAUGGACGCGGACGGUGGUUUGUCCAAGUACUCCACCAACAAGGCCGGUGCUCAGUACGGCACCGGGUACUGCGACUCGCAGUGCCCACGUGAUAUCAAGUUCAUCAACGGAGUAGCCAACCUCCAGAACUGGACGUCGACGUCGACCAACUCGGGCACGGGCUCCCUGGGCUCGUGCUGCAGCGAGAUGGACGUCUGGGAGGCCAACUCGAUCUCCGCGGCGUACACGCCUCACCCUUGCUCGGUCAACGGUCAGACGGAGUGCACGGGCGCCGACUGCGGCGGCGACUACGGCCGUUACGCGGGCGUGUGCGACCCCGACGGGUGCGACUUCAAUUCGUACCGCAUGGGCGAUACCACCUUCUACGGCAGCGGCGAGACCGUCGACACCUCGCAGCCCUUCACGGUCGUCACCCAGUUCCUCACUUCCGACAACACCACCACCGGCACGCUCUCCGAGAUCCGCCGCCUGUACGUGCAGAACGGCAAGGUCAUCCAGAACUCGAACACGGACAUCAGCGGCCUCUCGACGUACAACAGCAUCACGGACGACUACUGCACCGCGCAGAAGACCGCGUUCGGCGACACCGACUCGUUCAGCUCGCACGGCGGCCUCGCCAAGAUGGGCGACUCGUUCGCCGCCGGCGUCGUCCUCGUCCUGAGCGUGUGGGACGACUACGCCGCGCAGAUGCUCUGGCUCGACUCCGACUACCCCACCACCGCCGACGCCAGCACGCCCGGUGUCGCUCGCGGCACGUGCGCCACGACAUCCGGUGCUCCGGCCGACGUCGAGAGCUCGGCGGCCAACGCGCAGGUCAUCUACUCGAACAUCAAGUUCGGUGACAUCGGCACUACCUACUCUGCUUAG
Molecule: messenger RNA, 1365 nt
Organism: Coniophora puteana RWD-64-598 SS2
Lineage: Eukaryota; Fungi; Basidiomycota; Agaricomycetes; Boletales; Coniophoraceae
Product: glycoside hydrolase family 7 protein
Exons: 2
Coding region: 1-1365 (454 amino acids)
Biological process (GO): carbohydrate metabolic process
Molecular function (GO): hydrolase activity, hydrolyzing O-glycosyl compounds
Source: RefSeq, a predicted model, not a curated record